Suillus bovinus is the source of this 4311-nucleotide messenger RNA. Its product is annotated as SAC3/GANP/Nin1/mts3/eIF-3 p25 family-domain-containing protein. The transcript has 14 exons. Lineage: Eukaryota; Fungi; Basidiomycota; Agaricomycetes; Boletales; Suillaceae. The record is from RefSeq and is a predicted model, not a curated record. Gene Ontology annotation, cellular component: nucleus; transcription export complex 2; cytoplasm. Gene Ontology annotation, biological process: mRNA export from nucleus. Bases 76 to 4212 code for a protein of 1378 amino acids.
UAUCAAACACCGUCGACAAGACAAGGUGUGAUCACUUUGUCAAGACUCAGUGUGACCACCAGUGCGGUCCGCAACAUGGAGUCUACCACCCACUUCCGAACACAGAGAGGGCGCGCAAACGGUGCCAACUAUGACAGUGCUGGAGCAGGACGAAGAGUGCACCAUAAACACAAGCAAUGGGUCGCGGACAAUGCCACCAACAGAACUAGCACACCUCAUGGGGGCGCAGACACCGAGCGAUGGGAGCGUGGAGGUUACAGAGGAAGUAGGGGUCGAGGAAGAGGCACCCGUGGCAAAUUUCAUAACACUACCUUGAAUUUCCGUCAAGGAGGCGCGGGGUCAACUGCUGCCAGCGAAGGGGAUAAUAGCGAAAUGGAGGACGUCACUGAUGUAGAUGAAGUCGAACAACAAGAGCCAGAUACUCUCGAGGAAAGGGAACGAUUCUGGAAAGAGCUUGUAAAAACGCGCGAAGUCGAGCGCAAGACAGCCAUUGCUGAGGGUAAAAUGGACGAUCCCAAUGUUCCAAAACGACUGGAAGAUGCUAUCACAAUGGUCGGCACAUGCAUGGAUAUGUGCCCAAGAUUCGAACGCUACCGCCGCGAACGCGAGAACAACCUCUUUGAGUGGGAAAUUGUUCCAGGAACAAAACGUGUUGAUCACAAGAAAGCUGUCAAAAUGUAUGAACGGGCAGCUGGUGACAAGACGUUACCCUCCGAUCUUCGUCCUCCAAAAGUUCUUCGACGUACACUCGACUAUCUUUUCCAUGACCUGCUUCCCCGAGGCGGCUUUUCUGCAACCUUCAAUUUCAUCCGUGAUCGUUCGCGUGCUGUACGAAGUGACUUCACGAUGCAGCAUGAAAUGGGUCCUAUUGCAAUCGAGUGCCAUGAUAGAUGUGCACGGUUUCACAUCCUUGGUCUUCAUCUAGAGCGCGACCGAAUCGGAUCCCAGGUCAGUCUGGAAGAACAGCAGCUGAAGUACACUCUUCAAAGUCUGAAGGAGUUUUACGAAGACCAGCGAGGAAGAUAUCAGUCACCAACGGAGCUCGAAAUGCGAGUCUAUCAUCGUCUAAUUCAUAUCCGUGAUCAAAAAGAGCGACAGGAGGAUAUCCCUUCCUUUAUCCUCAAGCAUCCGGUAUUCAAGCUCACGACCAAAUUCCGGCUCCUCGUACAGGCGAAGAGUGCCCCCAUCGGCAGAAGCUCUCCGCUUUCCGUUGAUCCCGAGGCGCUUGGGGUCUUCCACGAAUUGAUCAUAGUGCUCCGGAGGGAAGGAAACUACGCCAUGAUAUAUCUGGUCGCAUGCAUCAUAGAACACUUAUUUGGCACCGAUACCAUCGAUGAUAUUGAAAGCCUGCGUGAAAAUCGCCCCUUUUCGGAUAUCAUUGAUGGCAGCUCGGCUGUUGUAGAUGAGUACCAUGAUGCUAUUGUAGAAGAGCCAGACGCUAUGCAAGAGGAAGAAGAGCCACCUUUCGAGGCUAACUUGGUGGAUGCUCCACAAUCUUCCCCGAAGCCCCUGCAGCGAAGCGGAACUGAGUGGCUCAAUGAUACAUUUGGUCCGAACCCCACUGAAUCAGCAGUCCUAAACGCUUCUUUUCAACCUGCACCACAAUCACCAAAGUCUGCGUUUUCAAAUCUGACAUCCGUUCCCAAUGUAUUCGGGACGACGACAUUCCAGCCAUCAGCAUUCAGCUCCACGCACGAGUUUGGUUUUGGUUCAGCUGCCGUCCCUACAUCAGUGUUUGGGUCCUCUGCAACUCGGACCUCUAAUUUUAACCAAGCGCCUUUUUCGGGUCAACCUCCAGUUUUUGCUCAACCUCCACUUGUCCCAUCUCCGACCUCAACAGCGCCCAGCGAAAACAAGGUUCAGGUUUCAUUUACAGUGCCUUCGACACCUCCUCCCUCUACCUUUAGUAAACCACUACCCCCUUCUCCAAAACUUUCUUCCGUACCCGAGGUCAACAAGACUGCAUCAUCUAUACAACCUCUCAACCCUCAUGCACAGGCGUUUGCACCAUCACUUUCUCAAAUUGUCACACAGCCUACACCCUCAUACGAACCUCCAGUUCCUCCCUCUCCCGUCGCUUCACAACCAAUUUUCGAUAUUCCUCAUGAUUCUUUCGGCAGCUUGGAUGAAAUACCACCUUUUCAACCGCCACUUUUGAGUAGACAACAGCCAAUAUCUUUACCGUCAACACCCACUGCGCCAAUAUAUAUCCCUUCGACCAUCUCUGGUACAUCCACCAAGUCCGUUUUCGGGUCUCUCAAAAAACUUCAACCUACUUUGUUUGCUGCUUCCCCUACUGAAAUUCUGAGCCCACUGGUACUUUCAUCGCCCGGGACAAGAUCAACACUUAGUUCUAUGGCCAGCUUACACCGACGUGACUCCGUACAGACUCCCUUGCGUUCAGGAAUAACCGUUGCCGAUCUUGAGGCAGUUUCAACUAAACUGGAAAGCCCACUUAAUGGCAAGGCAUCAGCUUCGCCGUCCACCAGCGUUGCGGACCAAGAAGCGCUCGAAUCCAAAGCUUUCGCAUUUGCUCGAAGGAGCUUGGUAAUCAAGGAGGCCUUCCAUGAAUGGAGGGAACGAGCUGCCAAUCGUACCAAGUGGAAAGAGGCUUGUCUCCGAAGCGAGGCCUAUAGUCAGCGCGUACACACGGAGCGACUAUCCAAGAGUACUAGCUCAUUGCCACAAGAGAACAAGCGCAAAGUGGUUACACCAGAACGACCCAGCCCCGUUAGAAAGCGGCUCAGAAACCGCUUAUCCAACGAAUACCGGCCACCGCCCAGCGAUGAAGAACUUCUAAAGCGGUUCGAAAAGAAUCGUGAAGAAAGCGAACAGCGCUGGGCUCGUGGAUCUUUGCUUCAUGUGCUGCAGCAACACUUGAAGGCUACGUCACGCAACAUUCCAGAAAACUGGUCUGCCUGGCUGUCCUUGAACCAGGAUAAUGAUGGAACUGCCAUUUGGCUUGAACUGAAAUUCGAUGUACCUGACUCUGGCAACUGGAAGGACGCUAGUAUAUUCCAGAUACCAGUGAUGCCGCAGUCACACAACAAUAGAGCAUUAUACCCGGGUAUCAUCAUUUUCGAGCGAACCCCGAUCGGCGAGGUUGAAGACCGUCUGGAAAGGAAAUAUCGAAUGCUGGACGAUUGCUCGCGUUUACGAGAUAUCAUCGAGUCAUUGCCCCCUGAUCGGCAUUUCAUUCCUUCCCUCUUGACGAUAUCUUGGUCUGGCGAGGAGAUCGAAUGCUCAUCCGAUUUUAAUGACAUGAUUACUGCAAUACUUCAUGAUGAAAUCUCGUCUUCCCAUGUUGAUCUAUCAUUAACAUCCACUGCCUUGAACAUCGACUCUAGGUUUCAGUCCGCCUUGCAGUCGCUCGAAGUUGAUACUGAAGGCAAACUCGUACGGUGGAUGUCUGUACCAGACCUCUUCAGACUGUGGAAACCCAUAUGGCAGACAUUUACAUCACAGCAAUUUAAGCAAUGCACAGUCGAUGGAGAAUUUGACUGGGGUUUCCUUGGGAGAUUCUUAGAAUUGUGUAUCGAUCUUCUCGCCACCAUCUCUAGUGCUGUACUUCAACUGCUGAGUGGCAGCAUCAGCAUCUUUGGAGAUAUUCUGCCCAACCUGAAGCUGCAACACGUGAGAGACUCAAACUCAAUGUUUGAUGCGGUUUUGCAAUGGCUGGACAAUCCGUCGUUACAAGAUCCCGGUAGACAUCUCGCAGGUGAUCUGAGAUCGCACCAGGCUCUUGACCGAGAAUUUCCCUCGAGGACCUUUGUUCAAUAUAUAUAUGAUGUCGCUCAGGAGCUGUCCACUCAACGCGUCAGCCCCAAAGCUACAAAUCCCACUCUCAUACGAAAGACUCGUCUCGAUGCAGCGACAUCGAAAAUCUCAUCUGAGCAGGCUUCUUACUCAGAUGAGCUCAAUGCCCUUCGUUCCACCAAGCUGCGACAGACAUGCAAACGCACCGUAUCAAUUAAUGCGUCAUCCAGCUGGUCUUCUACCCCUGCCAAGCGGAGGAGAUUAUCCGCCUCUGAUGGAUCUAGCGAGGGUGGAAGUCCUCCGCUGAGCAUUGCUAGUCCUGCCUACACGUCACCCUCGUUCAGCACUACCACAUCUUUACCUCCCGAGGAUAAGUCCACAGUGGUCACGUCUGCUAUGCUUCGUGCUCUUACUAGGGAUAUACGGACCAAGUUUGGCAAGUCGCAGAUGACAUAGGCCUCUUCCUUAAUGAAUGAUGUUAUUACAUAUCUCUGUAUUGUUAAUCAUUAUAUGUUUAUCCACAUCAAUCAGGGCGCAGCCAGAGCUGUCAGUUCA